This is a messenger RNA of Gymnodraco acuticeps, 3861 nucleotides long. RefSeq names its product ACD shelterin complex subunit and telomerase recruitment factor (gene acd). Bases 513 to 2306 code for a protein of 597 amino acids. The record is from RefSeq and is a predicted model, not a curated record. Gene Ontology annotation, molecular function: telomeric repeat DNA binding. Gene Ontology annotation, cellular component: telomerase holoenzyme complex; shelterin complex; chromosome, telomeric region. Lineage: Eukaryota; Metazoa; Chordata; Actinopteri; Perciformes; Bathydraconidae. The transcript is spliced from 3 exons. Gene Ontology annotation, biological process: telomere capping; telomere maintenance via telomerase.
GGAAUGUUAGUCUCGCUGACACAUUCAGUCUGUCUGCUGCAUGUUCACUUUAUCGGCUUAACACUGUAGCAAAGGCUAGGCUAGUAGCAAAACAACCGACAUGUCGAUGAUAACAGUUGACUGUCAAAGACCAUAUCAUGUCGCUGGUAAAACCAUGUUUAACAUCUGAAAGGUAACUUAGCUAACGUCUUAUUCGGUUUGCUUACUUACUGGCAAACAUGGGAAGACAAACAUGCUCAUUCACGUCGGUGAGACUCAUGCCCUAUCUCAAAUGGAUGUGCGAAGUGACAAAUAACAUAAGCGGAACGGGACCAUCAGACGAACCCACCAACACAAAGCCACCGAGAACAACGUUACACAAGCCAAUGCAAUUUCCGCUGGCAGUCAAAUCUCCUUAACUUGCUAAUACAGAUAUUCUAGCGAUGCGGUGAUGCUUUGAUGGAGGAACCAAUGAGCAUCGGACAUGUUGCCAACGGAACAAAGCUGGGGACACUCCGUUUGAAACUACAAACAUGAAUAGAGGUGCUCGCAGCAGACUGCCUCCAUGGAUAGAGAGUCUGGCCCUCAGCUAUGGCAGGGAGGAGAGGAGCAGCGGCGAGCGGCUGAAGGCGCAUGUCAUCGGGGUGGGUGAUAUGUCUAAGUCCCAGGCCCAGGGCUCCGAGGGCCCCACGGGGCUGCUCUUCCUGUCCGACGGGGAGCUGCAGAUUCCUGCCAUCCUCACAGCAUCAGCCUGGGAGCAUGUCCAGGAGCAGGACGAUCGCGAAUGUUUCACCAGCCUUGUGAACACCACAGUGUGCCUCCACGACUACCAGCUGCAGUUUCACAUGGCCCCGGAACUGACUAAAUGCAGCUUCUUCUUAUUAGUUGGAGAGCUGGCUACAACUGCUGCCGGUCAAGUAAAAGACACCCCCCCUGUCAGCACCAGCCAGCCCUCCAUCAGGCUGAAGAUCUGCCAGACAUGGAGGGCCCUGCUGUCUCAUCAGGAGACACAGGACUCUCAGAUGAGCCAGUGGGGGGGUGAUCUGUCGGAGCUGCUGGGGGAAUGGCAGCAUGACUGUCUGCAUGCUGUGCUUGGGGAUGUUCGAGAGGGACUGAUAGCAGCCAGCAGCCGCUCUAAGAGCCUGCAGCCCUCCAAAUCAACUUACAACCCACUGCUGACCCCCCCAGAUACAUUCACUGCCACACGCUGGAGUAUUGACAGGGUCCGAUUUAAAGGAGUGAAACCUUUCGUUGUCCCCACUAAGUGCCUUCUCUUUCCUGAACAAGAUGCUGAGCAGCUGCACACACAGUUACCUGUUGGAAGCAGGACAACCGAUGGAGUGUGUGCUGCCUCUGAGGACAGAGAGAGAGAUUUACCUCAAGUCUUUCAAACUCUGCAGACCACGCAGCCUUCUGGUGACGAUGAUGCAGAGUGGGCUAUAGCCAAGCCGGAAGUUGUAGAGAGAGAUGCCAAUGACAACUCACCUUAUCCUGUGGAGGACAGCAUGUUACAUGAGGACGGAAUCACAGUGUUUAUUGAUAGCCACAUGCCUUUGGCCAACCCGUGGGACAUUUUCCCUCCACCAUGUGACACCUCAUCAUCUUCUGAUGUGUCAACAGAAGCAACACCAAACCAUUCGCCACAAAAUCCCACUGCUACUGAAUUUAAGUCUGAUGAUGGUGUAAUCUUAACCAGCAUGCAACAGCCUCUCCACAGUUUAAAGGAUACAUCAGAGCUCAACAAAGAAGAGCACAGCUUCCUGCCUCCAUACCAGAAAGAUCCACACUCAACCAGCCUCCAUGCCACUGCGACUCCUUCAACUUCCACAUCUGUGAGUCCACCACUGCCACACCUUCUUUCUGCCACAGACAAACAGCACACACACACAGCACAGCAACAUCUCCCUGCUUUGGACAAAGAAAGUCAGAUUUUGUUAAAAAACAUUAAGGGGACAAAUGAGAGAAAGAGAAGAGAGCCCACAGCAGAAGCCCUGACCACCUUAGUGGAGCAGGAGACUCAGAUCAGUGGCAGCCCUCCAUCUUGGCUCUUUAACGCUCAGACAGGCUCUGGGGCUGAAGAGGGGGGCAGUCACCAGCCGGCUCAAACUGUAGGGACUGUUUCCAGAAAGCGAAAGAAUCCCACUGUGCACAGGGACGGCAGGCUUUUCUCUUACUCUUACCGAGUGUCUGGACAGAAUCAGCAGGAUUUCCGUGGAUUCAGCGUCGCAGAGGCCCUUCUGUACUGGGCGGUGAAAUAUAUUGUGGUUUCAAAGCAGACGGAUCCUCCUCCAAACACAUCAGUAUCCUCUCAAUCAAAUGUCAUCUGAAGUUCUAAGUAUGUAAAUUGUCAAAAAGAUCAAAAUAAAUAAAGAUAUCUGAAUGACAUGCCAACGUUAUGCUAUCCCAUGGAGAUUUGGGCAGAAAUCAUACAGUUUCUUUCCAUGCAGUAUACCUUUUCUGAAAUGGUGUAUUUGGAUACUUCCGCAAACUAAACAGUCUUGGAAUUGCAUGAAGAGCAUGACUGCAUAGCUGAGACUCUUAUUCACAUGUGAUAAAAGUAGUCCUCAUAUAGCCAUUUCAAUAUAGUGAGGCUGUAUAAAGAAAUAUAAAAAAGAUAUAAGAUGAUCGCACACUUUACAACCACUAACUGCAGCCUGAGGGCUUAUGUAUAUUGACAUUAACGGGUUUCUUAGCAGUUUCCAAAAUGGGAGUGAUCGCCAGAAAAAGCGAUUUUUGCAGAACUUUCAAGGAAAUCAAAGCCUUUUUGAAGUCUUACUGUAAAGGAAUUUCUGAGCAUUUUUGUAGAUUCUUGAGUGGUAAAAAAUGUUCAAAUGUAGCACCAAAACCCUGUAACAAAUCAUGCAACACGUUAUGAGAAAUGAUAGAGCCUGGCAUCAUAUAAUUCCCUCAUAAUAUUCCCUCAAACAUUGUAAUUCAAAUUUGAAUGGACAUCUCACCAAAACACAAUGUUUAUAACCAAUAUGAAUACACAGAGCUGAGCUGCAUCUCAAAUCCAUCUUCAGAUUCCCAGCUUUAAGAUGAUGUAGGCCCUACAUCAUCUUAAAGCUGGGAAUAUGUCUUAUAUGUCUUAAAUGACAUGAGGAAUUGGAAAUGGGGGACCCUGAUGUAAACAAGACGAAAGUCUUUCUCUGAUCUGCAUCCCCUUAACAAUUGUAUGUUUUGAGCUGUACUGUACUGUACCCAAUAUACACGCUGUUAAUAAACUUUUCAAUCAAUCAAUCAAAGACCUACCAGUAUUUUUCUGGCUGCAGGUAAGCAGCUGUUUUAAUUGUGGGAUUUUGGCGCGGUUGUGCGUGCCACAGACUAUUGUCUCCCUAGGGAAACAAAUCGCGCACUAUCAUUUUUGACGGGAUUAUUAUUUGUUUUACUUGUCACCUUGGAAUUCCACGUACCCCCUACAGUUCCCUCGUGUACCACUAGGGGUACGCGUACCCCUGGUUGGGAAACACUGGCUGUAGAUGACCCCGAGCCAUAAGCGACAACAAAUGUGAUUCAGUUUCACCAGCUGUUUAGUCUAUCUAUUGAAGAAUGUUGAUUAUUACACUCUGAAGUUAAACCCUGGAGCUACAGGAGGGCUCUUCAGAACUGAUUGUGGCGUCUCAACCGUGGCCGUGACAUGUCUUGUGAAUUCUCCGGCCGAAGCUCCAAAUAAACCGUCAGUGUUUGCCAUCAAAGCUCCAGCUCUCCUCGUGUCUCUCUGAGUCCUGACUCCAUUGCUUCAGAAGUUUCCCCCACAUUUACAAAUACAUUAUAGACAACUGGAUUGUUGUAAAAUUACAUGUUCACUGAAAUUGAUGCAUGACGAAUUGAUGAAAUUCAAGAAUAAUGACAUUGUAAAAAGAGUUGAUCAAAAUCAUCAGA